This is a messenger RNA of Eimeria mitis, 261 nucleotides long. RefSeq lists its product as uncharacterized. Bases 1 to 261 code for a protein of 86 amino acids. The record is from RefSeq and is a predicted model, not a curated record. The transcript has 3 exons. NCBI's taxonomy places the organism in Eukaryota, Apicomplexa, Conoidasida, Eucoccidiorida, Eimeriidae.
AUGUGUAUUCUUCCUGCAGCAGCAGCAGCAGCUGCUGCUGCAGCAGGAUCAGGAGCGGCAGCAGCAGCAACAGCAGCAGCAGCAACAGCAGCAGCAGCAGCAGCAGCAGCAGCCUACAAGGGCCCCCUCUAUCCUUUAAUCAGUGUAUUCUUCCUGCAGCAGCAGCAGCAGCUGCUGCUGCAGCAGGAUCAGGAGCAACAGCAGCAACAGCAGCAGCAGCAGCAGCAGCAGCAGCAGCAGCAGCCUACAAGGGCCCCCUGA